GAGGGAGGGGCGAGGUGUGUGAACCAGGUAUCGCGCUUCCGUCGCUUCUUCCUGCGCGCCCGCCCGAGGCUGAGCGAGUGGUUCGACGAGCGCGGCAAUCUUCCCCUUGGGAGCCUGGGCCUGGCCUUCGCCGCCAAACACAGCACGCUGGUGGGCCUGUCCUUCGGGUCGAUGCAGUGCGUGGAGGAUGAGGGUGCCGCGCCGCCGGGCAAGAAGGCCUCGUUCGCGAAGGCGUGGUGCCUGGCGGCCGAAGCGCGGGAGCGAGAUCAG
Prorocentrum cordatum is the source of this 270-nucleotide messenger RNA. The record is from the annotation of a GenBank genome assembly. NCBI's taxonomy places the organism in Eukaryota, Dinophyceae, Prorocentrales, Prorocentraceae.